AUACCCGAUAUCGCAGUGCGAUAUUUUCUCCCGCAGCUGGAUCUCUCUGAUGGUUGGAGCUGGCAAUGUCUGCAACUAAGUAACAGCCGCCAGAGACAAUGGCGUCGCAAAACCAUGGAAGCGACCAGGACAUUCGGCCGGGGAAUCAGUCGAUACCGUUGCAAGAUCUGUCGAGACCUCCCGAGGCCGUUGCAGCCGAUGAGCGUGGUCGCAGAAGACGGACGAAUAGCGCUGGCAGUCCUCUCAGCACACAUGGAUCCAGGAGGUCGUUGAUCGGAAGAGGAUCGUUGAGGAGAUAUGAGCGCAUUGCAGAAGAUUCCCCUAGUCCUAUCGAGAGGACUGGCUCUUAUAUGAACCAGCCAACACGUGCAGGCGCGCGACCCGUACCGUCUCCUUAUGUCUCUGAUCCGGGUGACGCCUCGCCCAUCGAAGAUCCAGCAGGCUUUGCGGCAGCGAUGACAUCUGUAGGGCUAAGUUUCGAUGGCCCACAACCGCAGACACCACCAUCAUAUCCCAGGGGGCUGGCAUCUCGAGGGAACAGUUACACGGAGGGUAAUCUGGAGCGCAACAGCACGAACGAAAUGGACGACUUUCUGGGUCCUACGGAUACAAAUGAAGACACAACACCCUUGACAAAUCGGCAGUACCUGCAGCCAAUGGAUGGGGCAUCAGAUGCUGGAAGAUCUUAUGAUGACAGAAGCAGCACGCAUACAGUCCAUCUCACGGACGGGGUUCGGCCAGGCUCGCGACUCGGUGACGAUUUGCCCAAUCUUGAAAGCGGCACAGGAAGACGUGCGGACCGUUCUCGGUCCCUGUCUCCUUCGGCAUCUGGUUCUGCACUUUCAAGAGCCGGUUCGAUGAUGCGGAUGAUGUCUCAGCGUGUGGUUAACCUAAGUAACGAACCGGAAGUGGUGGAGCAGUCAUUAAGACGUAGAGAUUCGUUGAAGAGCGCACGUCUUGAAGGACCACCCCCGCUUCCUGCGAUGACCGAGUAUGCGCACGAUACGUCCUCUACUACGUCGCUGAAGGUGGAACCUCAGAUCGAAAAGCCUCGUCCCCGGAGCAAGGAUUGGAGAUAUCGAUCGAAUCCGCUUCGAGGCAGGUCGCUCGGCAUACUCGCCCCUGACAAUCCUUUACGCAUGCGACUAUGUGAUAUUCUCGUGCAUCCUUUCACGGAACCCUUCAUUUUGAUAGUUAUCAUCGUUCAGACUGUCUUGCUUGCUGUUGAGUCUGCGCACCCGGUCUUUGUGCAUCCGAGGUCAAGACGUUGGGGGUCGUCCAACCUAGACUAUGCAUUUUUUGUUAUUUUCAUCAUAUACACUCUAGAGUUAAUUGCUAGGAUCUUGGUCUCAGGAUUUAUCAAGAAUCCUACAGAGUAUAGCACUCUGAAUCGGUCAUUGGGGGCGAGAAAAGCAUUGGCUGAGAAAACGAAGAACCUCUUCACGCCACAGCGCCAAUUAUCUACGAAGAAACCUACUACGGAGCCAGUGGAACUGCAGCCUUCGGUUAUACGGACGUUCACGGGCAUGAACCCUCAAGAAGAUCUAGACGAUCCUCUGCAGAGGCAGCGCGUCCGACUUGCACAUCGUGCCUUUCUCCGACACUCUUUCAAUCGACUCGAUUUUGUUGCUGUCAUAUCAUUUUGGAUCUCAUUCGGACUUUCUCUAACAGGAUAUGAGUUUGACCAUCACAUGUACGUCUUUCAGAUGAUGAGCUGUCUCCGGAUUCUUCGUCUCCUAGGGCUCACCAAUGGAACAUCUGUGAUUCUUCGAAGUCUCAAAAAGGCAGCUCCUUUACUGGUCCAUGUCGCAUUCCUGAUUGGCUUCUUCUGGCUUCUAUUCGCAAUUGUCGGAAUACAGAGCUUUAAGUCAAGCUUAAGACGGACCUGUACAUGGAUCGGACAGGAUGGUCAAGAUAACUUCACAUCGAAUGACGCUUAUGGUACCCUCCAGUUUUGUGGUGGUUAUCUUGAUGCAGUUGACGGGUCACCAAAACCGUGGGUCACCGCUGACGGCGUGGCAUCUGGAUUUACGCCCAAGGGAUACUUGUGUCCCCAGGGUUCCGUUUGCGUUGAAGGGUCUAAUCCUUACAACGGCACCGUCAGCUUUGACAAUAUCCUCCAAUCUCUCGAACUCGUGUUUGUAGUUAUGAGCUCAAAUACGUUCACGGAUCUUAUGUAUUAUACCACCGACAGCGAUUAUCUGGCCUCCGCUCUAUUCUUCGCUUUCGGCAUCGUGAUCCUUAGUCUGUGGCUGGUCAACUUGCUCGUCGCUGUUAUCACUUCGUCAUUCCAGGUUAUCCGAGAAGAGAGCAAGCGGAGUGCCUUUGCGGUUGACAAGAUCGAUGAGCCUGGUCAGACAGAGACAACCCCUCACAAGGUCAGCCAGCUCAAACGUCUAUAUGACAAGACCUACUGGCUUUGGAUUUCUGUCAUCGCUUUCGACCUGGUUGUUCAAUGUCUGAGGAGUUCCACUAUGGGUGAGGACCGUGCGGCGUUCAUAAACAAUACUGAAGUUGGUGUCACGUUCGUGCUCUUAAUUGAGAUCAUCCUUCGUUUCGCCUCCGACUGGCGGCGAUUCCACAAGAGCCGUCGCAAUUGGGUUGAUCUGGCACUCGCGGUGAUUACGUGCGUUAUAUUGCUCCCGCCGAUCAGAACUGAUGAGCGUGCAUACUCGGCCCUCACGCUCUUCCAAGUCUUGCGCAUCUACCGGAUUGUCCUUGCCUUUGCUGUGACACGAGACCUUAUCAUGAUCGUGUUCCGCAACACAGUUGGUCUCCUUAAUCUUAUAUUAUUCGUGUUUCUGAUCACGUUUCUUGCCGCGAUAUUUGCAGCGCAGCUGUUCCGUGGACAAAUCCCACAACAGGAUGAUAAUGGCAACACCGUCGAAAUGAAUUUCUUUACUAUAUACAACUCAUUCCUUGGGAUGUAUCAGAUUCUAUCAAGCGAGAACUGGACCACGAUACUCUACGACGCGACGAACUUCACUUCCGGUUUCCAUACGUCUUGGAUCUCUGCUUCCUUCUUCAUCAUGUGGUUUAUCCUGGCCAGCUUCAUCAUCCUUAACAUGUUCAUUGCCGUCAUCCAAGAGAGUUUUGAUGUGUCCGAAGAUGAAAAACGACUCCAACAGGUGAAAGCAUUUCUACGGGAGAAACAUGUCGCUGGUCCCUCUCAAGGGAAUCUGCCUCUUUUGUCAAUCUUCAAAUUUGGUCGCAACAGCGACAGGUAUAGAGACCCUCUGGACCAUGGUCCGGCGGCUCUCGAGAUGUUGCUAAAAGAUGCAGUAGUGCAUGAGUUCCUUGAUGAGCAGGAUACACCAGUUGAGCCUCGUCGGGCAGAUAGCAUACCGCUGGCGGUAGCCCCAGAGGAGCCAGCUCGGCCUGGAUUCUGGGCAAAGAUUCGGGGCAAGAUAACCUCGCUGGUGACUAAUAAGGAACCAAAUCCGUUCUAUUCGAAACUUCAGGUCUCUCGUGAAUAUGAUCACCUGGAUCCUAGAAGUAUGGCGAGGGAAGUUGUUUCGGCUGCAGAACAACGGAAGCGAGCACAGAGAGAAUACCUGCAAAACCAUCCGAAUUACAACAAGUCUCUCUUCAUUUUCGCGCCGAAUAACCCCGUUCGAAGAUUCUGCCAACGCAUUGUCGGACCAGGACGCGGUACCCAGCGUUUCGAAGGAGUAGAUCCAUAUAAACCCGUCUGGUAUACUUUCUCUGCAUUUAUUUAUGCAGCCAUUGUUGCCAUGGUCUUGAUUGCUUGUAUCACCACGCCGAUAUACCAGCGAGACUAUUCGAUGAAGCAUCGAGAAUUAGUGCUCGAUCAAGAGGGAAAAGUCAUCAACAGCACAUAUGGUGCUCGCAAUUGGUAUGUGUGGACCGACAUGGGCUUUGCGGCGCUAUUCACCAUUGAGGCUAUCAUCAAAGUCAUCGCUGAUGGGUUGUUUUGGACACCCAAUGCCUAUUUCCGCAGCUCAUGGGGCUUUAUAGAUGGUGUUGUCUUGAUAACCCUCUGGAUCAAUGUCAUAACCUCACUCUUUCAAAAUGGAACCGCAUCUAGAGCUGUCGGGGCUUUCAAAGCUCUGAGGGCUCUGAGACUUCUUAACGUGAGUGACAGCGCGAGAGACACCUUCCAUUCGGUCAUUAUUCUUGGAGGAUGGAAGGUCAUUUCCGCUGCAUUUGUCUCCAUGAGUUUUCUCAUCCCGUUUGCCAUUUAUGGACUAACCCUUUUCAACGGGCAAAUGAUUUCAUGCAACGAUGACAAUAUACCAAAUGGAAACUUAUCAUAUUGCGUGGACGAAUACAUGAGCAGUCCGUACAACUGGGAUGUACUCGCACCGAGGGUCGCCGCAAAUAGUUAUUAUAGCUUCGAUAAUUUCGGCGACGCUCUUUUCAUUCUGUUCCAGAUUGUCUCCCAGGAGGGCUGGAUAGAUGUCCAAUGGAGUGCCAUGAGUAUGACGGGAAAAGGCCAUCAACCCCAACCUUAUGCUUCACAAGCCAACGGACUUUACUUCAUCGUCUUCAACUUGCUCGGUGCGGUCUUCGUCUUGACCCUGUUCGUUUCUGUCUUCAUGCGAAACUACACGGAGCAGACGGGUGUUGCCUUCUUGACUGCAGAGCAGCGCUCCUGGCUGGAGUUGCGCAAGCUUCUUCGACAGAUCUCGCCUUCUAAAAGAUCGAUUAACGCCAGAAGUAAAAGAUGGAAGAUCUGGUGUUAUCGUAUUGCUGUCAAGAAGCAUGGCAGAUGGCCAAGAUGUGUCACGACAAUACUUCUCCUUCAUUUGACACUGCUUAUUCUUGAGUUCUAUCCUUCGGUCACUUGGUGGGAUACUACGAGAGAGGCUUUGUUUUUCAUCUUUACGUGGUUUUACAUCGCGAACGUAGUGAUCCGCAUCAUCGGAUUGGGCUGGCACCGUUUUCGCAAAAGCUCGUGGGACCUCUACUCCGUCCUGUCUGUAUCUGGCACCUUCAUCACGACUCUGCUCGCCUUCGGCUCUACUAGCCAAGCAAUCAUCGAAUUGAACAAGCUAUUCCUCGUGUCCAUCACCCUCCUUAUCAUUCCAAGGAAUAACCAGCUCGAUCAACUCUUCAAGACUGCCGCGGCUAGUCUUACAGCGAUUGGCAACCUCUUGGCUACGUGGUUCGUCCUGUUCCUCGUAUAUGCCAUCGCUAUGACUCAGACUUUCGGCCUCACCAAGUUUGGUAGCAACGAAAACAACAAUCUCAAUUUCAGAGAUGUGCCUAAGGCCCUGAUAUUCCUUUUCCGCACCAGCUGCGGAGAGGGUUGGAAUCAACUGAUGGAAGAUUUUGCGACCAUGCAACCCCCUCAAUGCACACUCUCGGAAGAUUUCUUCGGGAGUGACUGUGGCAGUCCGGCCUGGGCUCGUGGGCUAUUUAUUACGUGGAACAUCAUCAGCAUGUAUAUCUUCGUCUCCUUGUUUGUGUCUCUUAUUUUCGAGAGUUUCUCCUACGUGUACCAGCGAAGCAGUGGUCUUUACGCUAUCAACAGGGAGGAACUUCGUCGCUUCAAGCAGGCAUGGUCGACGUUCGAUCCCGAUGGAACUGGAUACAUCUCGAAGGAACAGUUCCCUCGGCUGCUCGGGGAAUUGUCUGGGAUCUUCGAAAUGCGCGUAUACGACGGCGAAUUUACAGUCGGUAGGAUCUUGGAGAGGUGCCGGACGAUUCCCAGCGGCGCUUUUACAAGAUCGGGACCUGUCGAAGGUGUUGAUCUGGACGAACUUCGAAGAAUCAUCAAUCGUAUCCCCGUGAAUACGAUAAGAGCUAGACGAGCAAAGCUGAAUGUCUUCUACGAAGAAGUCCUGGUGUCCGCUGACCCCGACUUUGGUAUCUCUUUCACGUCAUGCUUGAUGAUUCUUGCACACCACAAUGUGAUUAGCGACAGCAAGAGCUUGAGACUGGAGGAAUUCUUACGACGACGCACAAGGUUGCAACGCGUUGAAGAGACGGUUCGUCGUAAGACCGUUAUCGGUUUCUUUGAUACGUUGUACUGGUCUCGUCAAUUCCGCCGCAACAUCCAGGCCAAGAGCCUAGGCCGCAUGACAGCUGUGCCGCAGUUCGCCGUCCCAGAAAUUUUCGUCGACCACGGCGACGGAGAGGGGCCUGAGUGGGACAACGAUAACACUGCCAUUACUCCCAGUCAUGCUUCCAGCGAGCCGUCCUCACCCAUGUUGUCACCUGCGACGCGGAAUCGGGGAUCCUCCAUCGCCUCGAGAGGCGCUGGCCUUCCUCGGAUUGACACGACUCUCGCCGGACAUGGAUCAGGAGCAAGCACGCCAACUGAGUGGGCUGCCAUUAGUCCAUCGUUGUCUCCUCGCCGUCCCAUGGAAGUAGAAACUUCAUAUUUCGGCGCGUCAGGGCCGGACGAUUCCGCCAGUCCCAGGAGCUCUCGGGAUAACAGCGGCAUGAAUGUGAACGAUGUCAUGGAAUCACUUGAUAACUCAGCCUGGGGAGAAAGUAUCAGACGGAGCUUCACCCAGCAUCGUUCGAGGGAUUAAGUUGCACCCUCUUCCUUUGUCUUCGAGGGCAUGCCGCUCGCGCAUCGGAUGCAGUCAAUGUACAUUCUACAAACAUAUGUUACUUAUACGAGAGAUGGCGUCACGAAACCAGAACCACGGGAGACGGGGUCACCUUCCGGAUUCGCUUCUGUCAGGUCAGGUACCGAUUUCCUUAACAACAUUGUCCUUUCAUUACGUUGCAGCCGGGAAGAAGGAAAGCGCCUCUACUUACUUCCACGCCUGUAGCGGUAUCAUUCUGCACAUAUGUUCUAGAAAGCAGUGGACGCAUGCAGGGUCUCUUGAUUGAGCAAG
Paecilomyces variotii is the source of this 6815-nucleotide messenger RNA. Its product is annotated as calcium channel subunit Cch1. The record is from RefSeq and is a predicted model, not a curated record. Gene Ontology annotation, cellular component: membrane; voltage-gated calcium channel complex. Gene Ontology annotation, biological process: calcium ion import across plasma membrane. Lineage: Eukaryota; Fungi; Ascomycota; Eurotiomycetes; Eurotiales; Thermoascaceae. Gene Ontology annotation, molecular function: calcium ion binding; high voltage-gated calcium channel activity. The transcript has 6 exons. Bases 99 to 6503 code for a protein of 2134 amino acids.